AUGAUUCCAUGCAUAGUGAAAGCUGUUGCUCCUCCUGAAGAGAAGAAGCACCUUCUGCUGGAAAAAUACACCAUCCACGACAUUCCUUUGAAGUCUAGGUUGAACAAGUCUUGUGCGGAUUGUGGGGCGUAUGCACUCAAACACUUGGAAUGCCUCUUGCUUGGUCUAGAUCUCGGUCUUGUUGAUGAUGAAAUCAUCAUGGGUUGUCGACAGAAGAUUGCUGUGGAUAUAUGGGAGGCUACUCAAGAUCCCAUUUUAAUUCAGCUUAUGCUGCAGCAUGUGCCUUCGGAAUUUGAGACUUCUGAAGUCUAUGACAUUGAAGACGAUUGA
Messenger RNA from Eruca vesicaria subsp. sativa (arugula), 330 nucleotides. The record is from the annotation of a GenBank genome assembly. Lineage: Eukaryota; Viridiplantae; Streptophyta; Magnoliopsida; Brassicales; Brassicaceae.